Hypomesus transpacificus is the source of this 2088-nucleotide messenger RNA. RefSeq names its product carboxypeptidase O-like. Gene Ontology annotation, biological process: proteolysis. Lineage: Eukaryota; Metazoa; Chordata; Actinopteri; Osmeriformes; Osmeridae. The transcript is spliced from 9 exons. The record is from RefSeq and is a predicted model, not a curated record. Gene Ontology annotation, molecular function: metallocarboxypeptidase activity; zinc ion binding. Bases 137 to 1231 code for a protein of 364 amino acids.
GGUGCUCGGUAAUUGAGGGUGUGUUUGUUGUGAAUGUGCCAUGGGAUUUGAGAUUUAAUGUCUGUCAUUUUGUGCUUGGGAAUUUUGUGUGCUGUUGUCAUACAGAACUUAUGGCUUUCUGCACUCGUGGAGCUUGAUGGUGCCUCUGCCGAUAAUUAAAGUUGUUGAGCACCAAGAUACUCCAUGGAAUUACAAUUACACCAAGUAUCAUCCCAUAUCAGAGAUCUCCUCUUGGAUGGACCAGAUGGUGAAGGAGAACCCAGAUCUUGUCUCCUCCUCCGUCUACGGACACACCUUCGAGGGAAGGAACAUCACACUCCUCAAGAUAGGAGUGAGGAACCCAGUAGUCAGAGAGAAGAAGGCUAUAUGGAUGGACUGUGGCAUCCAUGCUCGGGAAUGGAUUGCUCCUGCCUUCUGCCAGUGGUUCGUCAAAGAGAUUCUGCAGGGGUACAAAACAGAGGACAAGAUUCGUCAGAUGCUCCAGAACUUAGAUAUCUAUGUCACGCCUGUCCUGAAUGUGGAUGGCUACAUGUAUUCCUGGACCAAUGAGAGUACUCGCCUGUGGAGGAAGUCCAGGUCCCUCCCUCCAGAGGGCUGCAGCUGCUACGGGGUCGACCUCAACAGGAACUUCUACGCCAACUGGGGAAUGGUAGGAGUGUCAUUUGACUGCUGCAUGCAGACAUACUGUGGCAAGGCAGCUGUCUCAGAGAAGGAGGCCAAGGCUGUGACAGAUUUCGUAGGGAACAGGACCGACCAGAUCCUCCUCUUCCUCACCAUCCACUCUCAUGGACAACUGCUUCUACUGCCCUAUGGACACCCUCAGAUAGCUGCCCCCAACCACGAUGAACUGGUCAAAGUGGGUGAAGAUGCUGCGAUGGCUAUGAAGGCGCUCCAUGGCUUGGAUUACACAGUGGGCACCUCCCCUCAAGUCCUCUACCCUAACUCAGGUUCCUCCAGGGACUGGGCCAGGCUGGUGGGCAUCCCCUUCUCCUACACGUUUGAGCUGAGGGACAAGGGUCAGUUUGGCCACAAACUCCCUGAGGACCAGAUCCAGCCAGCGUGUGAAGAGGCCUUCGCUGGAGCACGCUACAUGAUCACCUACGUCCAUGACAAAACCUUCAGCAACUCCACCCUCCCUAACACUGCGGCCAGGCUGGCUACCAUAUCCAUGGUUACAGCUAUGACCUUAUGGAGCAGUGUGGCAGUGGUGGGUUUCACCACUGGGGUGUAAGUUUAGGAAGAAGAGAGAACACAGAUUUUCCAAUCAAAUUGUGCCUUAGUUUUCCAGCAGGGGGCAGCAAUGCUCCAUGGACUGCAGCUCACUCAGGAUCUUUGUGUCAGGAUGCAGAGGAUGUAAAUAUUUCAAUAUUGUAAUCUAUUCAUAGUUCAACAGCACCUUAGCCUCAAUUUACAAAGUUUGCAGAUACUUGUUAAAGGAGGAAAUGAAGCAACCAUACAGAUUCAAGCACAAAAAAAAGAUUCAAAAAGAGUACAUUCAGAAGUUCUGUUAGAUUAAUGUGGAAAGCCUUUCUUGACAAACUUGAUCAAACAAAUGUGCGGUAAUUCAAAGUAUUUCGAAUACUAUUCCUGACCAAGGUCAGACUCAUAUCUGGCAUCGCCCCAGCUUCCAUCCCACUCUGGUCAAGUUCUACUGGAUGGAGAUUUCAGAGCUGCUGAGCUUGGCUUGGGUUCAGCUCUCCUCAAUCACCAAGACCAACACUCCAGAUCCUUCAGAUGCAUGUGACUCUCUUUAGCUCCUACAGCAGAUUACAUUCUUCUCCAUUAAGAUGGAGGUUGAUAAUUACACAGUUGCAUGUCUGUGCUGAAGUAUCUCCUGGCUGUAGCUGGUGUGAGACUCUGGAGAGGGGGAAAUCAAUACCAAGGCACAGUGAUUAAUUGGACCUAUUUUCUUCUGGCUUGUUUCCCUCCCCCUGGGCCUAUCAGUGAUGCCUUAAUUUGUUGAUGAGUGAGUGCUCCAAUCAAAUGUGAGUUUUUCACAUGGGAGUGGGCGUUGUGCCGUUUAAAGUCAGUACAGCGCAAGUUAUUGGAUGAUAAAAUACUGUAUACUGUUUGAUUGUAUUGUUAAGU